This is a messenger RNA of Colletotrichum siamense, 1287 nucleotides long. It is a transcript of the gene rebG-1, whose product is annotated as 4'-demethylrebeccamycin synthase. Gene Ontology annotation, molecular function: UDP-glycosyltransferase activity. The transcript has a single exon. The coding region runs from base 1 to 1287 and encodes 428 amino acids. Lineage: Eukaryota; Fungi; Ascomycota; Sordariomycetes; Glomerellales; Glomerellaceae. The record is from RefSeq and is a predicted model, not a curated record.
AUGAAGGUUCUCAUCGCGACGAUGCCCUUCGCGGGCCACAUCCAUCCGAUGCAGCCGAUCGCUCUCGCCCUGAUCCGUCGUGGCCACACCGUCGCGUGGCUCACAUCUGCAUCUCACGAACACCUCGUCCGCCCAACCGGCGCAACCUUCAUCCCCUCUCCUCCAGGUCUCGCGCGCCAUGAUGAACGUGUGUUGGUGCCAGAUGCGGGAACGUCGGGCCUCGCAGCUGUGGUGUCGACGCUGCGAAAGCUCUUUCUCGAUCGCAUUCCGGAUCAAGUUGCUGCUUACCAAGAGGUUCUAUCAACCUUCCCGGCAGACAUAAUUUUGGUGGAUCUCACGGCAUACGGGGCGCACUGUUUUCGCGAUCGUACCGGAACUCCAUACGCGACGUUGGGGAUCAAUCCGCUCGUCACAUUUGACCCCGAAGUCCCGCCCUGGGGCACCGGAUGGCAGCCGCCUUCAACCAUUUUCGGGCGGUGGGUGAAUUCAGUGGCUCACAAAGUCGCAACUUGGCUGUUGUAUCCGAAGCUCACAGCAAUAUUGAACACACACCGGGCCAAACUUGAUCUUUCUCCCCUUCCACCGACGGGAUUCUAUGACACGACAAGGUCUGAUGUCCUGCACAUUAUGCCAACAACACCUGCGUUUGAGUUCCCACGCGACUUUCAUCCAUCCAUCAAGUGGGUUGGACCGCUACUUCCCCUAUUCAACGAAGAAUCAUUUACUUCACCGCCGAUCUGGUGGAAUGAGAUGCUGGCACAUCCGAAAGAGAAAGUCGUUCAUGUCACGCAAGGAACAUGGGCAACCACCGCAACGAACCUCAUUCUCCCGACACUCGCAGCUCUACGUGAUCGUUCUGAUCUGCUAGUCAUCGCAACCACGCCAGACGCGGAAAAGUCCUUACCAGUGUCGUCGCUGCCUAGGAAUGCACGAGUAGCGUCAUUUGUACCCCACGCGAAGCUUUUGCCACAUGUUGGCGUGAUGGUCACAAAUGCAGGCUACAAUGGCGUGCUUGUGGCAUUGACAUGUGGAGUCCCGUUAGUCUGCGCCGGCCGGACGGAGGAUAAGGCCGAUGUCAGUUCCCGGGUUGCGUGGAGUGGAGCUGGGAUUGAUCUGGGCACGGAUACACCAAGUAUGAAAGCUAUCAGGGAUGCGGUGGGUAAGAUCGUUCGGGAUGAGAAGUAUCGCAGGGCGGCGGAGAGGAUUCGAGAUGAUUUCAAGAAGCAUGAUGGGCCAAAAGAGGCCGUUGACGCUCUGGAGGAAAUUCUCAACCGUAGCCAAAAAUGA